AUGACUUUUGCAGAUAUCCUGGACAACUUGGGAGGCAUGGGCCGCUUCCAAAGGAUGUCCGUCGCCUUCCUGGCCAUCCCUCUGAUGUUGCUGGCCAACCACAACCUCCUGCAGAAUUUCACGGCAGGGAUCCCCGAGCACCACUGCCAGGCCCGCAUCCUGGCCAACCACACCCGCCAUGCCAGCAACCUCACCCAGCAGCUGGGAGCCAAGAGCCUCCUCAGGAUUUCCAUCCCGAUGGAUGGGAACAAGCGGCCAGAGAAGUGCCGCCGCUUCGUCACAACCCAGUGGCGGCUCCUGGAUCCAAACGCUACCCUCCCCAGCAACGCCGCGGUGGACACUGAGCCAUGUGUCGAUGGGUGGACCUAUGACAGGAGCAUGUUCACCAACACCAUCAUCAGCGAGUGGGAUUUGGUGUGCGAUUCCCGGACCCUGAGGCAGAUGGCCCAGUCCAUCUACAUGGCCGGAGUGCUGAUCGGAUCGGUGCUGUUUGGCGGCCUCUCGGACAGGUUUGGCCGGAAAGCCCUCAUCGUCUUGAGCUACCUGUUGAUGGGGGUGGCGGGCACCUCCACUGCCUUCGCGCCAAACUACACGGCAUACUGUGUUCUCCGCUUCCUGUGUGGAAUGGCCAUGUCGGGGGUAGCGAUUAACUCCGUCUCUCUGUGCAUGGAGUGGAUUCCGACCAAGUACCGUGCCAUUGUUGGCACCAUCAACGGUUACUGCUACACCAAUGGGCAGUUCAUCCUGGCCGGACUGGCGUAUGCCAUCCCUGGCUGGCGCUGGCUGCAACUGACAGUCUCCCUGCCUUUCUUUGUAUUCUUCCUUUACUCCUGGCUGUUUGUGGAGUCGGCACGAUGGCUGGCAAUUUCAGGAAAACACGAGCGGGCAGUGAAAAGCCUCAAGAGAGCCGCCCAAAUAAACGGGAAGAAGAACGAAGGAGACAAACUUAGUGUGGAGGUUUUGAAAUCCAGCAUGCAAAAGGAGCUCUCUUCCACCACCAAAGCCAGCCACGGCAUGGCUGACCUGGUGUGGACACCUGCCGUUCGCAGAAUCUCCUGCGGGGUCUCCUUUGUCUGGUUCUCCACCGCCUUUGCCUAUUAUGGGCUGGCCAUGGACCUGCAGAACUUUGGCUUCAACAUCUACCUAACCCAGCUGGUCUUCGGUGCUGUUGACUACCCAGCCAAGCUGAUCUCAGUGCUGACCAUCACGUUUGUGGGCCGCCGGUUCUCCCAGGCUUUGUCACUUAUCCUGGCAGGGCUUUGCAUCCUGGCCAACAUCUUUGUGCCUUCGGAUCUGAGCAAUCUGCGGAUGGUUUUUGCUGUGAUCGGCAAAGGCUCCCUUGCGGCCUCCUUCAACUGCGCCUACAUCUUCUCCGGAGAGCUGUUCCCAACUGUGAUCAGGCAAUCGGGGAUGGGCCUUGGGGGUACCAUGGCCCGUGUGGGUAGCAUGAUAGCCCCUCUGGUGAAGAUGACUGGGGAAAUAUUUGCACCGUUGCCGCUGAUAAUCUAUGGAACAGCCCCCAUUAUCUCUGGCAUUGCUGCCUGUUUCCUACCAGAGACUCGGAAUGUCCCACUGCCAGAGACAAUUGAAGAAGUGGAGAGACGGUCAAGACCCCUCGGAGAGGAUGAACAACAAAUGAAGGUUCUUCUCGCCUCCACCAAAUCUGAUCCCAUCAAAGAUGGCAGCUAAGAAGACAAAAUACACAGGGGCUUUUUCACUCCACCCUCACCUGCCCACCCCAGUCUUCAGUCUUCAGGCCCCUCCCCAGGUCCUCUAAAAGUUAAAUCUCAGUGGGGAGGGAAUUGAUGGAAGCAGUGGGAUAUGCAUACACCUAUGGUACAGGCAUGUAAAUUUAAUGUGCUCGUGUGGAUGCAAAAUGUCAGCGCACUUUUUCCAGUCAUAAAUUUCUGCAUCAGCGUGCAAUUUAUUUAUUUUUCAAAAACCUGCUUGAAAAUCCAUCAGCAUUUUAUUGUGAA
Molecule: messenger RNA, 1976 nt
Organism: Lacerta agilis (Sand lizard)
Lineage: Eukaryota; Metazoa; Chordata; Lepidosauria; Squamata; Lacertidae
Product: solute carrier family 22 member 6-A-like
Exons: 10
Coding region: 1-1689 (562 amino acids)
Biological process (GO): transmembrane transport
Cellular component (GO): membrane
Molecular function (GO): transmembrane transporter activity
Source: RefSeq, a predicted model, not a curated record